UACAAGAUCACAGAGAUUAUACCCGACACCUCAUUAUAUAAUUACUGUUGUGCGUGAAAGUGAACGAGCGGGUGAAAGGAGUGGGUAGUAGAAAAGAAAAUCGUGACAAUGUACAACACCAUAUGUAACAGAGGAGAAGACUAACACAAGAUAAUAACAUAUAACAGUUCUUUCUACUUCGACAUCAUCGUCAUCGCUGUCACCAUCCUCAUUGUCGACGUCAUCUACUUUUUCGUCCUCAGUUAAAUAUUUUUACGCUUCAGCUUCAAAGUAUAUUUUGUUUCCAUUGAAGUGUUAUCAGGACGCUGACGUCUGGUGUCAUACACAGUUGAUACUCACGUGGCAUAGAUAAUCACUGACGUUGACUACCAUGUGACAUGUGACGAAAGUCUCAAACAAUGCGAUGUGUAUCGUUCUUUUUUUUUUGCUCGACACUUCUCCACCUUCCCAGCAUCCAUUGCACACAUGACAGUCUACAUCCUCGCAACUGUUUCACACGGUUAGCACAGAUGGGAGAGAGUGUGAUAUUCAUUGUCUGGAUCAUCACCUUGGCAUCUCACGGUGGACAUGCGGCCAUACGAGUUACCCCAAGUAACAUUGACUUAGAUGACGGACCUCCAUACCACGUUCAAAUUACCUGUGGAAUACCUAGCGGCUCGGAUGUCACAGCUAUGGAGUUUAUACGAAUUUCACGCAACACAACAUCGCAACCAUUGGUAGAACAGGGCCUGGCAUUUGCAUAUUUCUUGAGCAGGAAGAGACCAGGGCAGGCAACCUUGGUUCCGCCACGUUCCGGUGGUCUUGCAGCAAACACAGGAAUCGUUUCUGGAGGUUUAACUCAGAAGUCUAUCACACUGACACUGCUGGAAACCAGCUGUGAGGAUGCCGGAAUAUACCACUGUUAUGUUUCCUACCAGCUUGGUCCCUUCGACAACCCCGAUGUAAUCAUACUCAAUGAUUACAAAACUUUGACAGUCACAGGUGGACUUCCAGAAAUAAUACUGGAUCCCCACAACCUCUGCAUCUACAAAUCAGUAGUUGGUAGUAUGGAAAUUUCUUGUGGACUUCCUAGGGGCACCGAUGUCACGGCUGUGGAUCUGAUACGUGUUUCGCGAUACACAACCUCACAACCAGGUGUGGAGCAGGGUCUGGCCCUUGCUCAUCAGUCAGGUGCCGGCCACGCAGUGUUGGUUCCUCACGACAGAGGAGGUCUGGCAGCGGACACAGCAUCCGUGUCUGGCAGCGUUGCUGGACGGUCAGUGACACUAACACUGCUACAGGCGGGGUGUCACGAUGAGGGUGUCUACCGCUGCUACAUUUCUUACCAAACCGGCUCUUACAACAACCCACGAAAAGUGAUCAAAGAUACUUAUCGAACUGUAUCUCUAACGGGUCACUUUCCCAUGCCACAGUCAAUAAAGUCUUCUCCUUGUGAACCUGUGACCCAACGGACGCUGAAUAUUCGUAUUGUCUCGUCUCAGUCGUCAGACACAUGGUGGCAUCACUAGCUCGUCUCCUCCGUGUUUGGGACUCUGGUGAGUUGUGAGAUGGGUGAUGGGGAGAGUAGGGACGGGUACAAAGUGACUGUGAAGCCAGUGCUGACUAUAUUAUGGAAGCAUGUCAAAAAGGUAUAAUGAAUUCUAAGAAUAUAUAGAUAUAUUAUAUAAGAAUAAUAUAAGAAUUCUAAGGGAUUACUUUUGAAACUUAACAUAAACAUUUGUUUGAAUCCUUACAAAAAUAAUAAAAAUCCAAAUUGAAAAAAUCACGUAGAUUACAAAGGAUACACACGAAGACGACCAUAGAAAGAUCUUGAAAUAAAAAG
Pomacea canaliculata is the source of this 1822-nucleotide messenger RNA. RefSeq lists its product as uncharacterized. The coding region runs from base 399 to 1508 and encodes 369 amino acids. The transcript has 4 exons. The record is from RefSeq and is a predicted model, not a curated record. NCBI's taxonomy places the organism in Eukaryota, Metazoa, Mollusca, Gastropoda, Architaenioglossa, Ampullariidae.